CACCGUAGAUCGAAUCCGUUCACGGCACCCAGGUCAGACCUCGUCGACCUGGUCAAGUGAGGCUCAAGAUCCCCACGCCAUGGCUGCCCAGCCUUUCGAUGCGGCCCAGUUCCACGCCCACGUCUACCAGAUUGUCCGCCUUAUCCCAUCGGGCCACGUAACUUCUUACGGCCACAUCGCCCGCCUUGCCGGAUCUCCCAGCCACUCCCGAAUGGUAGGCUCAGCCCUCAAGUACCUGCAGGACGACUCGGUCCCCUGGCAAAGGGUCAUCGGCGCUAGUGGGGCGAUCAGCGAAAGGGGCGACGGCGGUCAAGGAGCGAGACGACAGGCAGACAGACUUAGAGAGGAAGGAGUCGAGGUAACGGAGCCUCAAGGAGCAGGAGUCGGGGUGGGGGGACAGUUCAAGGUGUCUCUCUCUACGUAUGGCUGGUUCCCCGAAUCGGUACAGCUUGAAGAUGAAUGACGGCCGCGACAUAACACAGCGAACGAGUCCUAGAAUCCCAACUCUGUCAGGAGCAACAUUGUCACGGCCCUCUAUCGCACAUUGUCACGACCGUCUAUCGCGUGAUCUCGUUGACGAUUCAAUUGUUUGGUGAUGACAGAUUGUGAAUGCGAAUGUAGUAUGAACAAAGGCGCGAU
This is a messenger RNA of Jaminaea rosea, 639 nucleotides long. Its product is annotated as DNA binding methylated-DNA--cysteine S-methyltransferase. The coding region runs from base 80 to 463 and encodes 127 amino acids. NCBI's taxonomy places the organism in Eukaryota, Fungi, Basidiomycota, Exobasidiomycetes, Microstromatales. The record is from RefSeq and is a predicted model, not a curated record. Gene Ontology annotation, molecular function: catalytic activity. Gene Ontology annotation, biological process: DNA repair. The transcript is spliced from 3 exons.